AUGUAUGCAGCUUUAACAAUGAUUUAUUUUAAUCGUUCUGCAUAUCAAGCAGCGCUAGUAUCGUAAUAAGUGCUGAAUAAUAUUGUUUCAUGUGAGUAAAGCUUGGAAAUUGAAUUAUUUAAAUUUAAUUUAGCCAUUAUCGUAAAGUCAGUUUAAAAAAUUUCCAUUUGAACCAUUAUUUGAAAAAGGUGUUCACAAGGAUACAAUUUUAAUAUUGCCACAACUCCUAUGAGAUCUUAAUAGCAUCAGUGUGUGAUGAUAAGAAUAUAAAAUUUUGGAAUUAUUCUAAUGAUUUUAAAGAAAUGUUCUCACAUCAAUUCCACGAAACUGCAUUACGAAUGGCUAUUCAUCCAUUAAGUUAUUAAUGCGCAAUUGAAUUUAAGGAUGGGUAAUUAAAUAAAUAUUCAUUAUAUAUAGGCUUCGAUUCUAUUUUAUCCUAGAUGAUGAUCUUACAUUAGUCCAUAAUGAGGCUACUAAAGUUUGUAAUGCACUUACAUAUAGUGAAGGAGGUCAAAUUUUAGCAGCUGUUAAUGGUAAUCAAAUUUAUUUGUAUAACCCAUUAACAUAUAAAAUGAUUAAUGUCUUGCCUAAUCACUAAACAAAUCUAAAGGAUCUAUUAUUUAUUGAUAAAGUAUUAAAAUUAAUUAAAUAUAUUUCAGGACAAUCUGUUAAUUUCAUAAGAAAUUUACUUUCUGGAGAAAGAAUCUUAGAACAUGCCUAAAAGCAAAACAAGUAUCAAAGUUUAUGUUAUGACUUUGAAUACGAUCUUGUUAUUGGUGUUUCAUAAUAGAAAUUAAAGGUUUAUCAUUAGAAGGGUUAGAACAUGGUCUUAGAAGUUGAUACAUCUUUAGUUAUCUAAUAAGUUCAUCUAUUGAUGGUAGUAUCUUUUUUAGUAAAAUCAAAUAGUUCAUUAAUGGAGAAGAAGUAAUAAUUAAUAUCUAAUUAAAACUAGAUUACAUAAUUGGAUCUGAUAACUAGAGGUGAUAUAGAAAACAAGAUUACUAAUACUUUCGCACUUAAUAGUUUGUGUUUAUGUUCAACAACAGCUUAAGAAAUAAGGUAGGAGCAGCUUAAAGAAUUAGAAUAUCGAUUGUAAAAUUUUAAGAGUGAUAUUGAUGACGCUAAGGAAGUUUAAUUGAAUAAUAAUGACUAUAAACUAAAAAAAAUACGUGAUGAACAUACAAAAGAGAUUCAAAAAGUCUAAGAUUAAUUAUCCUAAACAAUUUAAUAAUCAGAUGCCAAGAACAACAAGAUUAAAGAGGAUAAAAAAAAUUUAAUUGCAACUUCUAAGAAAACUAUUGAGGAAAUGAAUGAAUAAAAUUCAAAGAAAUUAUUGUAGAUUUAUGAUAUAAGAGACAAAUUAAAUGAGAAAUUAUAAAGUAUUAUUAAACAGCAAGAUGAAGAAAGACGAUUAGUUAAUUAAGAAUAUUAAUAAUCAAUUUCUUAGGUUGAUGAUGAAUACUGCUAAAAAUAUUAAGAUUUAUUCAAUAGAUUCAGUUAAGCUAUGUCCAAUAUGAAGUUGGAUCAAAGAAAAUUCAAAGAAGUUUUGCAGUAAAGUGAGAAAGAUUAUGAAACAUUUUACAAAGAAUCAUAACAAUCCUUAAAAGCAAAAUUAGAAGAAUUUAAUACUCAAACAGAAAUAUUGAGAUCUAGUAUUUCCAGAUUUAAAAAAGAAAUUGUUAGAUAUUAAAAUAGAAAAGAGAUUUUACAUAAUUUAAAAAAAGGUAGAGAAUUAAUAAAAUAAAAUAGAAACUGAGGAAUCUUUGUAAAGUUUACGUUAAGAAUUGAAAGGGUAUGAAGAAAAACACAAAAUGAUGUUAGCAGAUUUAAGAGAGAAAGAAAAAUUAAUAAAUUAAAGGGAACAACAAAUAAAAGAUUUUAGAAUGAAAAAUGUUCAUUUAUAAAAUUUCUAAAAAGUGUAUGAUUAUAGAGUAAAUACUCUUAAGGACGAAAGAGAGCCUUUGAUGGAUCAUCUAAAAAAUAUGGAAGUAAUUAUUCAUAAUAUUUAUCCAGAAACAUGUUAAGAACCUUUAUAAUGAAUUGAUAGAAGAAUCAGGAUUAAAGCAAUCUAGAAUUGAAGAAGAAAGAAAAUUAAUUACAGAUUUAAAUAUAUUUAAAAACCAACUAAAGUCUGCCUUAACUGUCUUAUCUUUAUCAAAAAGAAAUAUGGAGAACUUUAAGUCUUCUAUAUAAACAUUGAUUAAUAGCGAUACUGGAGAUUGGCCAGAAAAAUUAGAGGAACUGUAUCAUAUGGUGUAAAACGAGAAUAGUAAGGCAAUCACUAUUAAAAAUCCUGUGUUUUAGGAAACUUUAAAGGAUAUGUAAAAGGAUCCUCUUUAAUAACAGAUUGAUCAAAGUUAACAAAAUGCUAUUUAUAAGGCAUUAUCAAGUCAGAAAUAAUAUCUACAAUAAAGUCUCUCUGAAGUUGAGGCUUCAGUAAAAUAUUAACUUGGCUAAAGAGAAGUAGCUUAUGACACAAUUUAAGACUAAAACAAACAUCUCAUAAAACAAUGCAAAGAAUUGAGGGAAAAGAAAUAGGAACUGAAAUCGUAAUUAGAUAGCAUGAACAAAGAAUAUAGAGAGAAGAAGAGAGAAUUAAAUAAUUAGGGCAUUGAAAUUCCAGAAGAAAAUGAAGAUGAUAAUUAAUUUGCCAGAACUUAUGCCACAACUUUUACAUCAAUUACAAGAACACCUGGAACAAAGUCUUAGUAAAAUUUUAGAACUAAAAUUAUUAGAAAUAUAGGAUGA
This is a messenger RNA of Paramecium sonneborni, 2748 nucleotides long. Lineage: Eukaryota; Ciliophora; Oligohymenophorea; Peniculida; Parameciidae. The record is from the annotation of a GenBank genome assembly.